This is a messenger RNA of Lacerta agilis (Sand lizard), 765 nucleotides long. RefSeq names its product ras-related protein Rab-34-like. Gene Ontology annotation, molecular function: GTPase activity; GTP binding. The record is from RefSeq and is a predicted model, not a curated record. Gene Ontology annotation, biological process: phagosome-lysosome fusion; endocytosis. Lineage: Eukaryota; Metazoa; Chordata; Lepidosauria; Squamata; Lacertidae.
AUGAGGAACAUCCUUGCCCCCAUCAGAAGGAACCACAUCAUUGCUGAACUGCCACAGUGCUUCACCAAAGGGGCUGCCCUUCAUUCCAGGACUUCCUUCUGCCCCAAAGUGGUUGGGAUGUUCCAGGCCCAAUGGACAGGGACCAUGGGGUUUAAAGUUUCCAAGAUGAUUGUGGUUGGCGACCACUGUGGGGAAGAACUGUUUGAUCAAUCAGUUUGCAGAGACACUAUUGACAAUAACUACAAAGUCACCAUUGGGGUGGACUUACAGAUGGAGUGUUUUGAGGUCCUGCAGCUGUGGGACACAGCUGGCCAGGAGUGCUUCAAAUGCAUCGCCUCCACCUACUAUCAUGGGACUCAACCUAUAAUCAUCAUCUUCGACUUGAGCGACAUGGCCUCGCUGGGCCAUACCAGGCAGUCACUGGUUGAUGCCCUGAAGGAGAACAACCCUUUCAACGUCAUUCUCAAGAAGGAUCUUAGCUCUCCAGUGAAGUGCAGCUUCAUCAUGAGGGAAACCCUCAAAGUGACAAAAGAAAUGGAGGCUGAAUACUGGGCUGUCUCCUCACUCACAGAUGAGAAUGUGUGGAAGUUCUUUUUCCUGGUGGCAGAACUGACCUUCAAGGGCAGUGUGGUGGCAGAGCUGGAGAGGAGCAGCACACUCAGGAUUGGCGAUGCCAAGUGGAUCCACAGUGACGAGUGAGACCUGACUGAUAAGUGAUGGAGAGUGAAAUGCUGCCAGUGAUGCAAACUGUACAGAUGGGGAAGA